AAACGAUGGGUGUGGCUAACGGACUACACACGCCUUUUAUGCAAAUCUACCCACUAUUUUGGCUCAUAAUAUAGUGCGGUACUCGUUUCAGGUGUCCAUAGUGAGCUGUGGCCUGGGAAGGGAUUAUACACUUGCUGUAAAGAGUCAAGCGAAGUUCUCAUGAAGAACCGGAGAGCAACAUCAUCAAAAACAACAACAGCCACAUUAAAAACAGUCCAUCUGGAAAAAACGACAGGAUUAUUCAGCAAACGGCUGUGGACGCCUUCUUAACUUGUUGACAUGAAAGCUUUUAUUGUGUAAAUACUGAAGUGCGGGACUAAUUUCUGUUGCUGUAUUUUACCGGUGAACUGCAAGCCUUUAUUUUCGCCUUUCAAAUGACGUGCACUACACCGCGUCUAUUGGCACUACACUACGCUCUCGAUCUUUGAGAAGACGCAAAUGCCAGUAAUCAGUACAAACGGAUCGCGCAAUAAGAAGUGGGAGAUGGAGGAAUACGACCAAUAUCAGCAUUAUUUCUACGACGACCACAAUUUGGAUGAGGACUUUUUCAAAUCGACCGCACCGAGCGAAGACAUUUGGAAGAAAUUCGAGCUCGUGCCAACCCCGCCCAUGUCUCCUGUUAGGAUACUGGAAGGCACCGGCCCAUCUCCUGGGGACAGACUGGAGUGGGUGUCCCAAUUCCUGGGGCAGGACGACGAGCAGGAGGGACAGUGCAGACUCAAUGCGGAGGACACUUUCGAGAACUUGAGCUCCAUCAUUAUUCAGGACUGCAUGUGGAGCAGCUUCUCUGCCAGUCAGCGGCUGGAGAAAGUUGUCAACGAGAGACUGUCGGCGCAGUCGAAACUCGCCAGCAAGGCGCAGUGCGUCCCCGUGGACGCGCCGGGACUCAACAGCUUGGCGACAGAUUGCGUGGAUCCAGCAGCUGUCCUUACCUUUCCUAUGAGCGGCAGCUGCAAGAAACAGGUGUCGUCCGGGUCAGAAUCUCGCACCGACUCAUCUGAUGAUGAAGAGAUUGAUGUAGUGACCGUGGAACACAAGCAAAACAAGUCACGAUUGGUAAAUGCCCGUAAACCUGUGACCAUCACAGUUCGGGCAGACCCCUAUGACCCAUGCAUGAAGCGUUUCCACAUCUCCAUCCACCAGCAACAACACAACUACGCCGCUCGCUCGCCAGACAGUUAUCCUGAAGAGGAACCUCCCCUCAAAAAGAUCCGGCAGGAGAUCCAGCCACGGCUGGGGUCCACACCUCAAAUCUUCGAAUGCAAAAGCCAGUUACCCUCCCCAUCCGUUCCAGCCCCGUGUCAGAUUGCCUCUCCGACCCAUGCGUCUUACCACCCUAGGUCCCAACCAUCCAGCCCUCAGAGUUCAGACUGUGAAGACACGGACAAGCGCAAGACGCACAAUUUCUUGGAGAGAAAGAGACGUAAUGAUCUGCGUUCCCGCUUCCUGGCGCUUCGGGAUGAGAUCCCGGGCCUGGUUGAUUGUCCAAAGACGCCUAAAGUAGUGAUCCUGACCAAGGCCACAGAAUACCUGCGCACGCUGCAUGCCAGCGACAAAAAAAAGGCCCAAGAGAAGAAGCAGUUGAGAAGCAGGCAACAGCAGUUACUGCGGAAACUAGCUGAACUGAAACGUGCAUAAAAUAUCGAACCCUUACAGCCAGUCCAGCUAUUUUCAAUAGGAACUGUGUAGAGCUGCGUGUUUCGUUAAAAUAUGGAUAUUUAAUGGAACGGACUCUGUUUUGAGUUUAGAUCUUCUGUUUUUGUUCUUUGCACAUUUGCCUUUUGUAGCUGGAGAUACAGUAUACUUUAAAAAUCAGAUAUGAAGCCGGUGUACCGGUGUCCAGUAGACCCCACAAAGCUUCAGACAUUUUCCCAAAGAGAUUCCAAACAUCAUUCUUUUGAGAUUGAAAGAUCUAACCGUGAAUUAAUUGAAUGUGCUCUCUAAAAUUCUCUUGCAAAAGGUGAAGAUAUAUUAUUUCAUUAACUUAGCAUGCGAAAUUAGGCUUUAUUUGAAAGGUGGCAAUUUAUAUGCAUGUGUAAUUGAUCUUAUAAAAGGUUUUUGCAGCAGAAUGUCGAGAAAAUUAUCUGGUUAAAUAUAUCUAAGGGUAUUUUGAUCAAUCUGUUUUCUCCGUUAAUAGUGCUUUGUUACUUUUACACGAAAGGAGAGCUGUGUGCCCCUAUUGCCACUUGAUGACGGUGUGAGUUUUAUCAGGCAGGAAGUUGCAUCACUGUUAUUUUGUUACAUUAUGUGUUCCAUGUUUUUUUGUUAUUCUUAACAUUCAGGACAGCAUCCAGCACAGCCUUGCAGUGUAUAUAAACUGUGGCAUAUUCUUUGGACAUAUGUAUAUAAUUGUAGUGUUGUACAGAUCGUUGUGUAAAAAACAUACUUUGUGUUUGAAUACGAAAAUCAGCACUGUUAAUAGACUUUAUUUUCUAUUUUUCUGUCAUUUGUCCUAAAACUUGGUUGGCCUACCUGCCUUCCCUAAGAGUAUCUCAAAGUUUCUAUUUUUGUUAAAAAAGGUAAAAAAAUAAAAAAUGUAAAUAAAACAACACUAUCAACAUUUCAUUUUUAACACUAGCCACUUUGUUAUGCUGUUUUCGGUGCCUAUUCCCUUAUGUUCUGAAAUUUCUUUACUGUAAUAUCUCUUGUGGUGGGGAAAAACAAAUUGCUAAAAGAGUUUUGUACUAAUUAUAUUUUCUUACAGAAUUCAUUGUAUCAUUGUUUGAUUUCAAUUUGAAUGUGAAGUUAUACUGGUGGCAUAUGCCCUCCCAUAAUACUGUCGAUACUUAAAAUCUUUGCACUAUCAUUUGCCAAGUCGAAAUUUAAGAAACUGUAUGUCUUACAAGGUUAAAAUGCUGUCAGAAUAAUGUGACACAAUUUGACUUCAGUGUGCAUAUGCCACCAGUAACCUACAGGUUUUUUUUUUCAUUUUGUUCCUUGUCGUCAGGUGUCAUACUGGGAGAUGAAUGGCAGCAGCAUUGUCUAAGCACUUUGUGUUCUGUACCUCAUAUGCGUAUAUACAAAAACUCGAAAUUGGAUAAAUAAAUUCAGUUCAAAUCA
Messenger RNA from Triplophysa rosa, 3060 nucleotides. It is a transcript of the gene myclb, whose product is annotated as MYCL proto-oncogene, bHLH transcription factor b. The coding region runs from base 439 to 1638 and encodes 399 amino acids. Gene Ontology annotation, biological process: regulation of transcription by RNA polymerase II. The transcript is spliced from 3 exons. The record is from RefSeq and is a predicted model, not a curated record. Gene Ontology annotation, molecular function: RNA polymerase II cis-regulatory region sequence-specific DNA binding; protein dimerization activity; DNA-binding transcription factor activity, RNA polymerase II-specific. Lineage: Eukaryota; Metazoa; Chordata; Actinopteri; Cypriniformes; Nemacheilidae.